GUGGCACUCAAAUGUUUGGAGUUAUCUGGUGUUUCAGCAUGCUUGACCGACCAACAGGCUUCCCCCGCAUCCUUCUCCGGAAGGAACAGAAGAUGCGAGGACGAUGCUAAAGGGAAGGGGCGCUGUUCUCUUGACGGCUGCCUCUCUUGAGAUCAAUGAUUCAUGCAGACUAAGGCUUUAAUUUCCUGAGGAGCGAGGAAAACUUUUCUUGGUGGUUUUGUGUUCUUCGAAAGGAAACGAUGAAGGGCACCUUCAUGAGUUGCUUGCCAUCUUCAGGAAACUCGACCAGUUAUGGAGUGAUGAUGCCCCACUCAACAGGUGGUGACAUUAGAGCUGGUAAUAGGGUUCAGAGGAACGUUGCUGUUUGCCGAACCUGUUCUAUCCAGCAGCGACGUGUCUUCGGGCUCUUUUUCACCGGAUCAAACCGUUCCAGAAACGCAGGGUUGAGAGUUCAAGCAGGAUGGUUGUUCAGAGGUAGCGAGGGCAGAGAGAUGAAUGCAGGCUGCGAGCGCAGCGAGAGUGCUAACGAGGACAUCUUGGUGUUCUUUUUCCAGCUUGACCUGGCUACCCGAAUUCAGCAGUACGCGUUGAAUAUGGAGCAGUAUGAAGCGGCCCAACAACUGAGAGAAAAGCUUGCCGAGGUUGAAGCAGAGGUUAACAGGCUACAAGAAGCAAAAAGGGGCUCCACAUCGCCAAAGAGUGAAGCCCAAGAUAAAGCCAUAAGUAUCCUGCGUCUGCGUGCAGAUUUGCAGAAAGCUAUAGAGAGUGAGGACUAUGGUUUGGCUGCUGACUUACGUGAUGCAAUUUCUAGACUUGAGGCAGACUCUCUAGCAGCUUCUGCAACAGCUUUGGCUUAUGAAAGCACAGAAUAUGCAUUCCGAUUGGGACAGAAAGUACAGCACAAGAUGUUUGGCUAUCGAGCUGUCAUAUGUGGAAUGGAUCCUGUAUGCCGUGAAUCAAGAGCAUGGAUGGAGAAUGCCCAUGUUGCCAAGUUGGCCAAAGGAGCCAACCAACCAUUUUAUCAGGUUUUAGUCGAUGUGCAUGCAGAUCCAAACCUUCUGGUUGCUUAUGUUGCUGAGGAGAAUCUUGAGGCUCUCAACCCACCAGAUAAGGGCCAAUUUGACCAUCCUUACGUCUCCUUCUUGUUUUAUGGAAUGGAUACUGCUGGAGAUCUUAUCCCAAUACGGCAGCUGCGAGAGAAAUAUAACAGGCCUCGGCAUGAAGUACCUAUUGAACCUGAAGAUGACAUAGAUGGUAAGGACGGAAGUUUAAUGUAGUAAACCUAUUUCUUUCUUAUUUGAUUAUUUCCUCCCAUAUAAUGAGAAAAAACUUCCUGCCAA
Molecule: messenger RNA, 1340 nt
Organism: Nymphaea colorata (pocket water lily)
Lineage: Eukaryota; Viridiplantae; Streptophyta; Magnoliopsida; Nymphaeales; Nymphaeaceae
Product: clp protease adapter protein ClpF, chloroplastic
Exons: 9
Coding region: 240-1277 (345 amino acids)
Molecular function (GO): protein binding; DNA binding
Source: RefSeq, a predicted model, not a curated record